AGGGGCAGAAGAUACACUCAUUUGCAAAUCCAGUAAAAGAUUCAAAAUCUGCUACCGAACGAGCGCUUUUGUUGCUGCGCCAGGCUCGCCAAGGCGUCGCUUAUCUACGGGUCUUAUCGCAGCCCCCGCACUUGUCUCCGCAUAUAAGAACGGUGGUUGCGCCGUUUGUCUCCAACUGCCCCCUCAUUCUCCUUGCUCUUUGUCACGCUGUCACGAUGCUUCCACCAUUCGAUUAUUUCAACUAUCGUCGUGCCCGGACCAUAAAGCGGCAGGAACGCGCUGCGCGAUUCGCUUCUCUGCCUGCGGUCUACCAUGCGCCCAUAGAUGCUUCAGAUAAAGCGGUAGUCAAUAAGCCGAUCGAAGAGCUCGUAAAUGAGAUUCAGGAUGGCUCUCUUUCCGCGACAGAUGUGCUUCAGACGUACGGCAAGGUGGCUGUCAGAGCUCAGGAGAAGACCAACUGCAUCACGGAACUGCUACUUCCGGAGGCCGAGGUUUGGGCUCAGAGCGAAGUCAACCUCAAAGGUCCGUUAGCUGGAGUGCCUGUCUCCUUGAAGGACUCGAUCCAGGUCAAAGGCUUUGACAUUACGCUAGGCUACUCGCGCCUGGCCGGGAAGCCGUACGCCGAGGAUGGUCCGAUGGUGAAGCUCUUGAAAGAUGCAGGUGCGGUACCUUAUGCGAAGACGGCUCUACCGGUCACUCUUCUGUCCUUUGAAUCGGCAAACGCUCUCUGGGGUACCUGUCUUAACCCUCAUGUUCCGCAGUACUCCCCCGGCGGCUCGACCGGUGGAGAGGGUGCUUUGCUCGCUUUGGGUGGUCGAAUUGGUAUCGGCUCGGACGUCGCAGGUUCAGUCCGUGUUCCUGCUGCUUGGAGUGGAAUCUACUCCCUGCGUUGCAGUACUGGUCGCUGGCCAAAGAAUGGAGUGAACACCAGCAUGGCCGGACAAGAGGGAGUGGCGAGUGUGUUCAGUCCCAUGGCUCGCACAUUGAACGAUCUCACAUAUUUCACUCGGUCCAUUGUUGGCAUGAAACCAUGGAAGUAUGACUACACCGUUCAUCCCAUUGCCUGGCGCGGUGAGGAGGAGAUUGAGGCCAAGAGCAAGAAACUGAGGGUUGGGCUAAUGUCUACGGAUGGCGUCAUUCCUCCAACUCCCGCUAUCCAACGUGCCGUCGCUACCACAGUUGCUGCUCUCAACGCGGCAGGUCACCAAGUUGUGGAGAUCACACCCCCACCAAAUGCUGACCAGUUCGCCGGUCUUCAUCUUGCCUCUCAGCUGCUAAACUCCGAUGGCUGCGAGACCUUCAAUUCACACUUCUAUAGCUUUGAACCCUCCGAUCCUGGCGCUUCUCAGCUGUCCCUGAUUGCCAACCUGCCUCGUCCUUUACGAUACCUUUACUACCUUUUUGUGCGGUAUAUCCGGCGUGACCCGCAAUGGGCAGCCUUGAUCCUAGGUUUCGGUCCGAAGAGCGCUGCCCAGCAGUGGAAGUUAGUUGCGAAACGUGAGGCUUUCCGCUCAACCUGGCAUGCUUGGUGGGAUGAGCAAGAUUACGACUUCAUUCUCUGUCCGGUAAAUGCCACUCCGGCUCUUCCACACAGGGCGAUGAAAGAUGCUGUCUCCUCCUGCGGGUACACCUUUCUCUGGAACUUGCUCGACUACAGCGCUGGUGUUAUGCCGGUCUCACACGUCGAUGCUAAAAAGGAUGCUCUGGAAGCUCCUUACAGGACGGUUCUGAAGCAACUUGGUGCCAAUGGCGCGCUUGCACGGGGCGCCUGGAAGCACUACGAUGCUACUAAAAUGGCGGGUCUUCCGACGGCGGUGCAGGUCGUGGGCAGAAGAUGGCAGGAAGAGAAGGUGCUUGGCUACAUGGCCGCAGUCGAGGGCGCAUUGGAGAAAUAUCACAAUCCCAUCACUGGAGAGGGGGGAAAGUACCCACUUCUUGAGCUUGACUGA
This is a messenger RNA of Aspergillus calidoustus, 1949 nucleotides long. The record is from the annotation of a GenBank genome assembly. NCBI's taxonomy places the organism in Eukaryota, Fungi, Ascomycota, Eurotiomycetes, Eurotiales, Aspergillaceae.